GUCACUUUGAAAUUGCUGGAAGAAUGUACUGAGUUCAAAUCCCUGCUGGGGUCUUCUUUGCAUGUAGUUUACAUUUUGUCCCUGCGCAUGUCUGGAAUCUCGUUUUGGUCUCUGCUCCCUUCCAAAAAAAAGUUGCCUUUUGAUGUUUGUGUGUGUGAGUAUGUGUGUGAGUGUGUAUGUGAGAGCAGCUUUUUGCAUAUUUCCUUUGAGGUUGAAGUGCCUCCUUGCCAUCACUUUAAUCUCUAAAGCUUUUAAAAGAAAUGUGUUCAAGGUGUUCUAGGUUCCACUGUACUGACGGCAGACUUGUUCAAGGAUAAAGACGUGUCUCAGUUACUCACAAAGUCACCUCUUUAUUAUGACACAUAAGAUACGGACUUCACAGCUCCAUCCACAGAUUCUCUAUCAUAUUCAAGUUGGGCCGCCCCAAGCCAUUAAAAUUAUCUUCAGUCAGAAGAAACGUUUGUGAAAUUAAAAGCCAGGGAUAAGAAUAAUUUGGAUAACUACAAUAAUAAGACGUGUCCCUCAUCUGUUUUACCCUCCAAUCCAGUAGAGGGCAGUAAUCCAUACGUAAGGUAUUUACAAACUGCACCUCAGAUCAAACCUGAGGUUAGCGCGCCCUCUGCUGACGCCGGACUCUGAUGCAAUGGCUGGAGUUGAAAGGUUGGUCCCGUCUUCGUCCAAAAUGUCCAAGUUGCAGCAGCUCAAAUUGUUUGUCAGUGAGCGGCUGAGCGCAGCAGCAGAGGAGAUCUUCGGUGCUGUUGAGAGAACCUUGUUAGGGCUGGAAAAUGACGCGUAUGUGUCAAUGGAAGCGGUCAGAGACACCGAGCUGCUGACGUCAGCUGAGGCACUAGCAGCAGUACCAAACACAGCUUCCCAGGAGCUCAGCAUGUCUGGGAAACAACCUUCGAGGGACGCAGCUCAGGUGCUGGUGAAGCAGAUCAAACCCGAGUUUUGGGAUGGUACAGAAUACUGGCCCGGGCCGGACAACGGAACACUGCUAGAUCUUCUAAAUAGUGACUCUGUUGCUUGUUUAAAGUCUGAACAGAGCACACAGACAUCCUCCUGGUUUUCCCAGAAUAAUGCCAUCAUAGAGGAAGGGAUUCUUUUCCCUCACGCCUCCACUGAGCAGGAGAAAGCCGAGGCAGCAGAUGGUUAUGACAGAUCUGAGUUCUGCCAGCCGAUCUCAUUUGAAGCCGAGGCAGAGAAUGAUGAGAGUGCUACUGAAAGGAAUGACAUAAGCACACAUUCAGCUUUGGUGAGCUCUAAGAGGAAGGCAAAGCAAAGACUAAACAGUAAGAAAGGGAUAACCUUUCACUGUGGAACGUGUGGAGAAUCUUUCCUUCGCAGGAGUUCAAUGGUGAUACAUGCUAAAUCACACGGAACAAGUUUUCCAGUUCUCUGUCCUUCAAACAAUGCACCAUCUGCACAAAGGUCCCCUGGAUCUCUGCAGACCCACAAGGUGGACAAUCUGUGCCACGUCUGUGGGAAAACAUUCACCACAGCGACCCAUUUAAAAAGGCACAUGCUAAUUCACACGGGUCAGAGGCCUCAUCGUUGCAAAGAAUGCGGCAAGACGUUUGCCCGGGGUGAGUGUCUGAGAAUACACAUGAGGAUCCACACGGUGGAGAGGCCGUACGCGUGUGAAGUGUGUCCCAAGAGCUUCAGGCAGAGGAGCAACUUGGUCACUCACAUGAGAAUGCACACAGGAGAGAAACCUUAUCACUGCAGCAUCUGCUCCCAACCGUUCACCUACAAGAAAGACAUGAAUAAACACAUGCAAACCCACACAGUGACAACAUGAAUCCCCACUGUUUGAUGGAGAUCCACCCAUCUAUCGCCGAGCUGUAUUCGUGCUUGACUAAGCUAACAAUAUAGAGCAUCAAAGAGCAUGAGGCAGACAGAAACAUGUGGGAACUGUUCUAAUGAAUUUAAUGAAGGAGGAAGACAUUGGACCUGCUGAUCAAGAGAAAAUUGUCCAUUUGUGAUCAUUGGUUGAUUGGUUCAUCACUACAGUGUAGCUUUGUUCAUGCUGAAGGACACAUUAGCUCCAUUGUGGUCUGUAGUAGAUGUUUAGAUGCCUUCCCUGUUUAGAACAUGUUUAAACCUUCUUUUUACUUCUUCAGCUAAUUUCUCUGCUUUCUUAAAGUUAAUAAAUCCAAGUUGUAAUAAAAUAGUUUUGACACCUCCGUGUCUUGAAAUUUCAAACCUAAAUAAAAUAUAAUCAUUUGCAUGUUUUCUUCAACCAUAUGGGUGAGAUGAUGUGUGUUGAGCGCUCCGUGGUCUGUAGGAACAUGCUAACAUAGAUUCCAUCUCCACCAAACCUACUUUAAAAUACAUCUGGUCUGUUAGUGCAUUUAUUGUAGAGACGUUGACCAUCUGACCUGCUCCUUUACCCGUCAUCAUCAGUGAUUGUGGAAGUCUGCUUUUUUUCCUUCAUUGAUCAUGAUGAACUAAAGAUUCAGCAUCAUUUACUGCUGAAUACUCCGUCCAUUCAGUCAACAGUCCAUGACAGGUUUCCUACAGCUCACUGGAAUCAGCUGAUCCUCUGUUACAGAAGUUCUCCAUUCAUUGCUGGGACUGUCCCAGAUGUUUCUAGGUGUAAAAUGUGGAUGUGAAUGUGCCCUGAGCAGAAGGUACAGUGUCUAAUCAGGCUGAUGCUGGUGUGUUCUCCGAGUCGGUUUAAAGGCUGCACCUCUUCGUCUGCUAUUAAUAAUGAUGUGUAUAUUAGUGUAUUUAUUGUUUUCAUUUAUUUUGAUCAUUUCAUUGACUUUAUUUGUGACUUCCUGAUGGAUUUACUAGCAACCUCUCCAGCUUGUACCCCACCUCACUCAAUGACCACAGGAUAUGAGCUCCAUGCGCCUCCGCAGAUAAGUGGGUAUAACCACUGGAUGGAUGUUCCUAAUGGGAUUAGCUCAAGCUUACUUACUCUGUUGUAUCAUUUUAAAAAUGUUUUAAUUAGUUAAGCUAUUAAAAUAGUUGCCAUAAUUCA
Girardinichthys multiradiatus is the source of this 2989-nucleotide messenger RNA. Its product is annotated as zinc finger protein 16-like. The coding region runs from base 644 to 1801 and encodes 385 amino acids. Gene Ontology annotation, cellular component: nucleus. The transcript is spliced from 2 exons. Lineage: Eukaryota; Metazoa; Chordata; Actinopteri; Cyprinodontiformes; Goodeidae. The record is from RefSeq and is a predicted model, not a curated record. Gene Ontology annotation, molecular function: RNA polymerase II cis-regulatory region sequence-specific DNA binding; DNA-binding transcription factor activity, RNA polymerase II-specific. Gene Ontology annotation, biological process: regulation of transcription by RNA polymerase II.